UUUAUUUUGUUUUGCCCCAAAAGUAAUUGAACUCCCUUCUAAGGGUUUAAGCAGGUAGCAGGAGAAGCUAGGGUUUUAGCCGAAUGCAUGUCACUUUACUUCUCCACGAUGACCACCAAAUUCCUCUCAGUUCCGACUAAUUUACUAUUCUCAUCCGCCAACACUCGCUACCUUCCUCAAUUCCACUCUCUGCUCUUUUUCCCCCACAAAUUUCCCUCCUUUCUACUCCAUCAAAGAACUCAAUUCCUCAUUAACCGAUUCCCCAAAUGCCAAAACCCCGCCAACCAAUCACCAUCCACAGCUCGAGAUCUACUGUCAGACGAUACCCGAGAAGCUAUUUCCCAGUUCCUUCAAGAAUUUGGAAUCUCCACCGAGGAUUCCAGUUCCAUUGCUUCAAACUGUCCCAAAUAUGCUAAGAUGCUUUUUGACAGCGUCAAAGAUUUGGAGGAGUUGAAUGCUUGGAAAAGUACUAUUGCUGAUGGAAGGGAAUUUGGUGUUUUGGGGUUUCAGGAGAAAUUGGUUUACAUGGCCAAGGAGAAAGGUGAUAACGGUAAGGUUGCUUUUCUGGAGAGUCUUGGGUUGAGUUUGUCUUCGGCAAUGAACGUUGCUCGAUACGUCUCUAGCGAGUCACUACUGGGUCUCAUUCACAAGGUUAAGUAUAUGAAGGGAGUAUUUUUUUCUGGCAGUGAUUAUAAAGGCCUCAUUGGAAAAAAUGCUCGACGAAUGAUGAUGCACUUAUCUAUUCCUGUUGAUGAGGAUUUGCAACAGACCUUGUCCCUAUUUGAAAAGAUUGAGGCAAGGCGUGGAGGUUUAAAUAUGCUUGGUUCCUUUGAUGCUUCUUUUCAUUAUUUAGUUGAAUCAUUUCCACAUAUUCUUGUCUUACCAUUAGACUCACACUUGAAGCCUUUAGUGGAAUUUCUCGAAAGUGUUGGAGUCCCCAAAGAACAUAUAGGUAGCAUAUUCCUAUUGUUUCCACCUAUCAUCUUAUGUGACAUCAAGAGCAUUAAAAGAAAAGUUCUGGUUCUUGAGAAGCUUGGUGCAGUUGGUGAAGAUUUUGGUAAAAUAUUACAAAAAUAUCCAUGGAUUCUCUCAACAGGUAUUCAAGAUAAUUACAAGGAGAUCAUUUCUUUCUGUAACAUGGAGAAGGUGGCAAAAAAGAGCUUUGACAAAGCUAUAAGAAGCUGGCCUCAUCUGUUGGGUUGUUCAACUAGUAAGCUGAAGGUGAUGCUGGAACAGUUUGAAGCAUUAGGCGUUAAAGACAAGAAGUUGGGACAGGUUAUUGCUAAAAGUCCUCAGUUACUGCUAAGGAAACCUGAAGCGUUCAUCCGGGUGGUUUCAUUUUUAAAAGAUCUAGGAUUUGAUGAGGAAAGUGUGGGAAAGAUACUUGUUCGCUGUCCUGAGAUUUUUGGUCUGAGCAUAGAGAAAACAGUACGGAGAAAAGUUGAAUUCCUCAUUUCUAUUGGUGUUUCUGAAGAACAUCUGCCUCGCAUUAUUAAAAAGUACCCAGAGGUUCUUGUGUCUGAUGUCAACAGAACGUUACUUCCUAGGAUGAAAUACUUGAUGGAGGUGGGACUGUCAAGGAAGGACAUUGCGUUCAUGGUCCGCAGAUUCUCCCCUUUACUAGGUUACAGCAUCAAUAAGGUCUUGAGACCGAAGUAUGAAUUCCUGGUGAAUACAAUGGAGAAAACAGUGGAAGACAUAGUGGAUUAUCCAAGGUACUUUAGUUAUUCAUUGGAAAAGAAGAUAAGGCCCAGAUUCUGGGUGCUCAAGGGAAGGAAUAUUGAAUGCAGCUUACAGGAUAUGCUUGAUAAAAACGAUGAGGAAUUCGCUGCCAAGUUUAUGGAUGAUGGGAGAAUGCAUGCUAUCCAAUCUCCUUCGCAUCAAUGAACUGUACAGUAGUUGUACCAUACUAGCAGCGCCUCCCUGUAAAUAGAAACACCACAAUAGGUAAUAGUUCAACCGAUGAAUGUCAGAUUUGUUUUUAGUCUACUAAAAUUAUAGAACUUUGCUUAAGGAGUUUUUGAGUAAUUGAUUUGUUGAUAAAUAACUAUUUUGAUGUGGGUUAUUGUUCUUCCGAAGAAGUGAGUGAAUGAAUCUAUAAUUCUUUUCCCUUUCUCCCA
This is a messenger RNA of Jatropha curcas, 2120 nucleotides long. RefSeq names its product Mitochondrial transcription termination factor family protein. Lineage: Eukaryota; Viridiplantae; Streptophyta; Magnoliopsida; Malpighiales; Euphorbiaceae. The record is from RefSeq and is a predicted model, not a curated record. Gene Ontology annotation, molecular function: double-stranded DNA binding. Gene Ontology annotation, biological process: regulation of DNA-templated transcription.